AUCCAUGUAAAAAGCAGCAGCAGGGCUACAUAUUUCCACUGACUAACCUAAUAUACAGUAGCUAUCAUUCCUGCAUAUUAGAGGUGUAGAUGAGAUUUUUCAGGUAAAUUAGAUCAAUUGAAUGGCAAGCUCAUGAAGAAUGAAAAGGAGGCUCUUUAGGUGGAACUCCACAAAAAAAUCAUCCUUGGUCAUCAACAAAUUUUUUUUAUGGUGGAGGGCUUCAUGGUCAUUUUUAACAAGCAUUAACAAAGAAUGCAAUGAAAUGUCACUAAAUAUUUUAUGUUUUGGGAGAUCCACUUAUUUUUGCAUUUCAGCAUUUAACAAUACAUGUAUUUAUAAGUGAAUCUAAGGCUGAUAUAAUACAGAAAUACAGAACAAUAACAAUAACAGAACAAUACCGACAUAAAAUGAAAUAUACCUAUAAGUUUCAUUGCUGUACUCAAAAUGUCUCAGUAAUUACAUGCUAUAGUAAAUUUUCUUGUACUUCAUAUUUAUAAUACACUACUACAAUAUAUAUAGCCAAAAGUCUGUGGACACCUAACCAUCACACCCAUAUAUGGUUCUUCCGCAAACGGUUGCCACAAAGUUAUAAGCACACAACUGCAUAGGACAUCUUUGUAUUCUCUAGCGUUACAAUUUCCCUUCAGUGGAAAUCUAACUGGCCUGUCCCAAACUUGUCCGUUGUUGCAAUAAAUUGGACAAUAAACUGGAGUCAGGGUUUUUGAUAAGCCAGUUUACUCAUGUGUUGUGUUUAGAAGGUCAGAGCAUCUAUAUCUAUGUUAUGUUUUCUUUUUAUGUAUAUCUAUUUAACAGACUAGUGUGUAACCCAACAAAAUAAUACACAUAAAGCUCUUCCAUGUCUUUUAUAUUAUUUUCAGGGUUAUAAAGCACUUUGAGCCAUUGCACCAGUAAAUUGAUUUUAUUAUUUGUUUUUCUAAUGAUAAAUAGGCACAGACAUUCCAAACUUCAAAUACCUACCCUGCUGGAAAAAUAAACAAUAGAAACCCUUAUAGAAUUUUUAGUGGUUAUAAUGGGAAUUGUACUGGUUUUAAUAGAAACGGCAAUGGUCCCUGUGGGUAUCUACUGGUUAUUUGUUUCCUUCUCUUGGUGGCAUGAUAUGUCUAAUGGAUACCAUUAAGGACCAAUAAUGGUAAUGGUAACAGUUUUAAUGUUUAGCUGAUGGUUUGUAAUUGUAUAUGUCGUGGUUACCAUUAGAAUUUCUAUGAUGGUUUCUGUUGGAAGUUUUUUGGGGGUUUUUUUCCAGCAGGGUACAACUGGAAAUUAAAAUAACAGCCAGGUAUAUGAACUUUUGACUCAUUAAUGUGCUUCAGACACCGAUGGAGCUUUAAAAUCAUUUUUAAAAAUGGGUCAAAACAUUGUUUGCUACUCUAACCCCUCACUAUAAUGGAUGAGAGCGGCGCUUGCAGAUGACGUCACGUGAAUUUUCCCGGGCUUGGCUGCGUCAACCAAUCACACUCCGCAUCUUUAGCUUCAUGCUGCAGCGAGGAUCUUACCGAAAUUGACCAAAGCUAUGGAUUUGAGAGACUUUGAGGCGGAUAAUUCGGUCAGUUGCCGGCUGUCCUCUCCUGUCCCUGAUGUCUGCAGGACUGAAGACUGCUGUCUGGGCAUCGACGAGGCCGGCAGAGGUCCUGUCCUGGGUCCUAUGGUGUAUGGAAUAUGUUUCUGUCCUGUGUCCAGAAAGGAGAACCUGAAGAACCUGAAAGUUGCAGACUCGAAGACGCUGAGCGAGGCGGAGAGAGAGAAUCUGUUCCUGAAGCUGGACAAGGCCAAAGGUUUUGUGGGCUGGGCUCUUCAGAUCCUCUCACCCAAUACCAUCUCCACCAGCAUGUUACAGAGGGUGAAGUAUAACCUAAACGCUCUGUCUCAUGAUGCCGCUAUCGGGUUAGUGCAGUACGCGCUGGACUGCGGAGUCCAGCUCAAAGAGGUGUUUGUGGACACGGUGGGCCCGGCGGAGAAAUACGAGGAGAAGCUGUCUCAGCGUUUUCCCGGGGUGAAGGUGACCGUACGGCCCAAAGCAGACUCGCUCUUCCCCAUCGUCAGCGCCGCCAGCAUCUGCGCCAAGGUGGCUCGAGACCAUGCCGUGAAAGACUGGAAGUUUACAGAAGAUCUAGGCAGAGUGGACACCGAUUACGGCUCGGGAUACCCCAACGACCCAAAGACUAAGAGCUGGCUGUUGAAGUAUCUGGACCCGGUGUUCGGUUAUCCGCAGUUUGUGCGUUUCAGCUGGAGCACAGCGCAGACUCUACUGGACAGCAAAGCAGUCCCAGUGCACUGGGACGAUGACGAGGAGGACGGAGAGAAAGCGGCAGCUCGACAGAAUAAUACGUCCGUGCUGUCGUACUUCAGUCGCAGCAAACCUGCCGGCAACACACACACGAGAGAGACACACCGCUUCUUCACCGAGCGCAGAUUACAGAGCAUCGACACACUCUGAAUACGCAGACACACAGUGUAGUCACGCAUGUGUGUGUGUGUCUGUAUGUGUAUGUGUGUGUAUAUAUUAUAUAUAUAUAUAUAUAUAUACACACACACACACGCACGCACACACACACACACAUUGUCGACUGUAAAGCAACAGCACUCUGUGAAGGUCUUCUGGAAAUUUUUGUGUUGUAUUUUUUUAAACAACUUUCUUAAUAUUCCAGAAAUAAAAUGUGAAUUUUAUACAUCAAGGUUU
Molecule: messenger RNA, 2698 nt
Organism: Ictalurus punctatus (channel catfish)
Lineage: Eukaryota; Metazoa; Chordata; Actinopteri; Siluriformes; Ictaluridae
Gene: rnaseh2a
Product: ribonuclease H2, subunit A
Exons: 9
Coding region: 1532-2455 (307 amino acids)
Biological process (GO): DNA replication, removal of RNA primer; mismatch repair
Cellular component (GO): ribonuclease H2 complex
Molecular function (GO): RNA binding; RNA-DNA hybrid ribonuclease activity
Source: RefSeq, a predicted model, not a curated record